AUGACAGCUAAAAAGUGUCUUGGGGUUGACUGCCAAAGCGAUGCCAGCUCGCUGCAGUGCCCGACAUGCCUCAAGCUCAACAUCACAGACAGCUACUUUUGCUCCCAGGACUGCUUCAAAAAGAACUGGCUUGACAGGGUUCCCACAAGAGCAUGCACAAGACGCAAAGUAACGUUCUCCGACAUGGCAUGGCAGCGAAAGCAGUCUUACUUACCAGACCCAGCAUCCGGACACUACAACCCAUUCCCGAGUUUCCCCUUCGCGGGCCCCCUUCGACCUGCGUACCCUCUUUCGGAGCAUCGGACCUUGCCAAAGUCGAUUCCCCAUCCCACCUGGUGGCAGGACGGUAACCCCAAGUACAGCCGCAACCUAGCCACGCGCACCAAGAUUGAAAUCCUCGACGGCGCAGGUCAAGAAGCCAUGCGCAAAAGCUGCCGCCUUGCCCGCGAAGUGCUGGAUAUCGCCGCCGCCGCAGCCAAACCCGGCGUUACGACGGAUUACAUCGACGAGAUCGUUCACAAGGCUUGCAUAGAGCGAAAUUCAUACCCCUCUCCACUCAACUACAACCACUUCCCCAAGUCUUGCUGCACGUCGGUCAAUGAGGUCAUUUGCCACGGAAUUCCCGACCAGCGCCCCCUCGUCGACGGCGAUAUCCUCAACAUCGACAUCUCCCUCUACCACGAGGGAUACCACGCCGACCUCAACGAGACGUACUACAUCGGCGAUAAGGCCAAGGCGGAUCCCGACAGUGUGCGCGUUGUCGAGACGGCCCGCCAGUGCCUCGAGGAGUCGAUCAAAGCCGUCAAGCCUGGCGUGCUGAUACGCGAGUUUGGCAACAUCAUCGAGAAGCAUGCGAAGAAGACGGACUGCAGCGUGAUCAGGACCUACUGCGGCCACGGAAUCAACAAGCUGUUUCACUGUGCUCCCAACGUGCCACACUACGCCAAGAACAAGGCGGUGGGAGAAUGCAAGCCGGGCAUGACAUUUACCAUCGAACCCAUGGUUGCUCUAGGCAAAUACCGAGACAUCACCUGGCCAGAUAACUGGACCAGCACCACAAUUGAUGGCAAGCGCACGGCGCAGUUCGAGCAUACUCUUCUCGUCACCGAAGAUGGCGUCGAGAUUCUUACGGCAAGGAAGGCAGAUUCUCCCGGUGGCCCGAUCGCCAUGCCCAGCAGCAGCGUUGGCAAGGAUGAUACCAUAACGCCCUCGACAAACAGAAAACCACUGGGUCACUGA
Molecule: messenger RNA, 1239 nt
Organism: Drechmeria coniospora
Lineage: Eukaryota; Fungi; Ascomycota; Sordariomycetes; Hypocreales; Ophiocordycipitaceae
Exons: 4
Coding region: 1-1239 (412 amino acids)
Biological process (GO): proteolysis
Molecular function (GO): metalloaminopeptidase activity
Source: RefSeq, a predicted model, not a curated record